This is a messenger RNA of Balaenoptera ricei (Rice's whale), 1561 nucleotides long. RefSeq names its product SEM1 26S proteasome subunit (gene SEM1). Gene Ontology annotation, biological process: double-strand break repair via homologous recombination; mRNA export from nucleus; proteasome assembly. The record is from RefSeq and is a predicted model, not a curated record. Bases 128 to 370 code for a protein of 80 amino acids. Gene Ontology annotation, cellular component: proteasome regulatory particle, lid subcomplex; proteasome complex. NCBI's taxonomy places the organism in Eukaryota, Metazoa, Chordata, Mammalia, Artiodactyla, Balaenopteridae. The transcript is spliced from 4 exons.
UCUUCUCCCGCGUCUCUAUGAUAGAGCCGGCCUUGGAGGCGGUAACGGCUGUGGCGGCUGUGGUGAAGCCGAGUGAGAGGUCCAACUUUCUUACUGGACUGAGAGGUUUUGGCCGCGGAGGGUCGCGAUGUCAGAGAAAAAACAGCCGGUAGACUUGGGUCUGCUGGAGGAGGACGACGAGUUCGAGGAGUUCCCUGCAGAAGACUGGGCUGGUUUAGAUGAAGAUGAAGAUGCACAUGUCUGGGAGGAUAAUUGGGAUGAUGACAAUGUAGAGGAUGACUUCUCCAAUCAGUUACGAAGUCAUAACAUGGGUUGCCAUGGAUGUAACAAGAUGGGCCAGAGAGGAGAGGAUUGGAGACGUGGAAACUGAGAGAGCACACUUCUUGGGACCACACGGCGAUCUGGAACGGCUCUGAGGAGACAUCACUAUCUUUCCUUCUAGAAAAUAUCUCCCAGAUAGAAGUGGAUUUCCAGAGCUAAAUGAAUAAUGCAACCAAAAGUACCUGCUGACUUAACAUAAGAAAUAUCCCUGAAUCCAAAGGGCAGCUUAGAUAGAGAAGUGAAAUGAAGUUCAGCUGAAGGCGGAAAUGGAACAAAUGCUCAUCUGAGGCGCCAGGGAUGGAUGAACACAAGAGAUGCCUGGAGAUGGGAGGUAAACAGAGAGAUUCUACCAUAAAGCACUGAGACAAGAAGAGGUCUGGGCUAUGCUUAGUCAUGAAAAGGCUCAUACAGUUGGGGAGGCCUGGCUCCAGGGAACACACUGAAGGAAGCGUGGGCAGAGGCACAAAUGACAGAUUUUGGAGCCUGUCUCAUGAUGCCCCAGCCUAGAGCCUUCAGAGCAUGGCUUCCAGAACCACAACGGACCAACACUUUCCACAGAGAUGGGGAGGAAGUUGCUAGAACAAACACUGUCCUGAAACUUGCCCCAAAUCUGAACCUAAUCAAACCCCAAUGUUUUCUUGAGGUUAGAAAAGGCCUGGCUUAGCAUUUUUAAAACAAUAUCUAUUUGCCUUUUGUCUCCCAUUUGUAGCCAGAAGUGGAAGUUCUAAAAACCCAUUAAAAACUUUGGGUUUUAUUUUGUAUUUAUUUCUUUACUAUAUACUUUCCCAGCCAAAACCAGAAAAUGCUGGGACGGCACAAGCUCUUUCUCCUGAGAUAUCCAGAUCAAAGUUGUUUGGAACUGCCUUGGCUAAGCAACUGAAUUUUUCCAUUCUUAUCCAAACCAAUGCUUCAAACCCUUGCAAUUUACUCAUAUGCAUCCACCUUCUCAAGUGUUCUGAGGCAUUUCUUUCAGCACACAUGUUGGCCUUCAAAGGGUAAUAAGCAAUUGUGUGCUGGCAAAAGUUGCAUUUUCAAGUUUGUACCCCCAUACCAUCAUCCAACAAAGUGAACAAGAACUUCUGGCAACUUUGUCCACUCUCUAUAUAUUCCAUACAGAGUCAAAGUAUAGGAAAAUAUAGGAAAAGCAACAUUAAAGACCCUCUUGCAGAGAAAUGUAUUAUUUUCAGAGUAUUUUGCACUGCUAAAUUAUCCUCUUCCUUAAGUAUAGAACUCACUUUGG